AAAUACCUUUGAUUUGCUUGAAUGUCCUCAGAAAUAGAAAAGUUUCAAAAAGGAGAAGGAAAGGACGAAGAGAAGUACAUUGAUGUGGUGAUUAAUAAGAACAUGAAGCUGGGACAGAAAGUGUUAAUUCCCGUAAAACAGUUCCCUAAGUUCAACUUUGUGGGGAAGCUUCUGGGUCCACGUGGCAAUUCUCUGAAGCGUUUACAAGAAGAGACCUUGACCAAAAUGUCCAUUCUUGGCAAAGGCUCCAUGAGAGACAAGGCGAAGGAGGAAGAGCUGAGGAAAAGCGGGGAGGCCAAGUACUUCCACCUCCACGACGACCUGCACGUCCUCAUCGAGGUGUUCGCCCCGCCCGCCGAGGCCUACGCCCGCAUGGGCCACGCCCUGGAGGAGAUCAAGAAGUUCCUCAUUCCCGACUACAACGACGAGAUCCGCCAGGCGCAGCUGCAGGAGCUGACAUACCUGAACGGCGGCUCGGAAAGUGCGGACGCCCCCACGGCCCGAGGGAAGUCCGCCUCGCGCACCAGAGGCGUCCCGACUCCGACGACAGGCAGGGGCAGGGGAGGCGUCACCACCCGGCCCGUUGGCGUUGUGGCCCCACGAGGGGCGUCGGCGUCCAGGGGAGUCCUUUCCACCCGAGGGCUUGUGAGUCGGGGACGAGGCCUUCUCACCCCCAGAGCAAGAGGAGUCCCCCCAACCGGGUACAGACCUCCACCGCCACCCCCAACGCAGGAGACCUACGGCGAUUACGACUAUGACGAUGGCUAUGGCACCGCGUAUGAUGAGCAGAACUACGAUUCCUACGAUAACAGCUAUAGCGCCCCGGCCCAGAGCGGCGCUGAUUACUACGACUACGGCCACGGGCUCAGCGACGAGAGGUACGAUUCCUACGGGCAAGAGGAGUGGACUAACUCGAGACACAAGGCUCCCUCGGCGCGGACGGCGAAGGGCGUCUACCGAGACCAGCCAUACGGCCGCUACUGAUUGUACUGACUUUCUGAUGUUGUGAAAUAGCCCAUCUCCACCCGUCCUGUAAACUGUUCAAAGUAAUUUUUUUCUAUGAACAAUCCCCUUUUUAAAAUAAAUCAAAAUGCCUAAAAAUCUGAAUGGAUGGAACUUAAAACUACUUUGUGGAAACAUCAACCUGGGAAGAAAGAGAAAAAAAAUAAAAAAGACAUGUAGAAUUUUGUUAUUUCCAACCUGUAUAUGAAAAAAAAAAAUAGGUCAUCAAAAGGAAAAAAACACACACAACUUUGAUUAACUAGUGUUAAACAAAAAAAUAGGUUUACUAAACAUGUUAAUCCAUCCUUUAACAUACGCCUCACCUUUCAUUUUAAAGGUUUCCAUAGAGUUUAGUUAUUUUAUCUUUCAGCCAUAUGCCAGUGUUUUUUUUCCCUCGCGUAAAAAGGGAAGCCAAUUACAAGUGCAAAUAAUGUGGUAUUCUUUUUGUAACUCCAGUCUUGAAAUGUUCUGUAGUGUUAAGCAAACUUUCCUCUUGCUUGAUACUAAAUAAACUUUUGAAAGAAA
Myotis brandtii (Brandt's bat) is the source of this 1527-nucleotide messenger RNA. RefSeq names its product KH domain containing, RNA binding, signal transduction associated 3 (gene KHDRBS3). Gene Ontology annotation, molecular function: mRNA binding. Bases 22 to 984 code for a protein of 320 amino acids. Gene Ontology annotation, cellular component: nucleus. The transcript has 9 exons. Lineage: Eukaryota; Metazoa; Chordata; Mammalia; Chiroptera; Vespertilionidae. The record is from RefSeq and is a predicted model, not a curated record. Gene Ontology annotation, biological process: regulation of alternative mRNA splicing, via spliceosome.